GUCGCCUAGUAACUCGCGCCACGAGAAGCACGUAAGGUUGACUUUACUGAACGCCUGCGCGUUGAUGAGUUUGCGCAGGCGCACUUCCAACGUUUGCGAGGAGGGCGGGGUGUCGUUCCCUUUCGCUGAUGCAAGAGCCUAGCGCGGUGCUGUGAGAGGUAUCGGCAGGAGCUACGCUGACUCCGGGUUGUGAAGCCGACCGGUCUGACUUUUCAUCCCUGCCGAACCCGCUCGAACUACAGCCAUGUCCGGGGACGAGAUGAUUUUUGAUCCUACUAUGAGCAAAAAGAAGAAGAAGAAGAAGAAGCCUUUUAUGUUAGAUGAAGAAUGUGAUGCCCAGACAGAAGAAACCCAGCUCUCAGAGACAAAAGAAGUGGAGCCAGAACCAACUGAAGAAAAAGAUGUGGAAGCUGAUGAAGAAGACAGUAGGAAAAAAGAUGCUUCUGAUGACUUAGAUGACUUGAACUUCUUUAAUCAAAAGAAAAAGAAGAAAAAGACAAAAAAGAUAUUUGAUAUUGAUGAAGCUGAAGAAGCUAUAAAGGAUGUUAAGAUUGAAAGUGACGCUCAAGAGCCGGCUGAACCAGAGGAUGACCUUGACAUUAUGCUUGGCAAUAAGAAGAAGAAGAAGAAGAAUGUUAAAUUCCCAGAUGAAGAUGAAAUACUAGAAAAAGAUGAAGCUUUAGAAGAUGAAGACAGCAAAAAAGAUGAUGGCAUUUCAUUCAGUAACCAAACUGGUCCUGCUUGGGCAGGCUCAGAAAGAGACUACACAUAUGAAGAGUUGCUGAACCGAGUGUUCAACAUCAUGAGAGAAAAGAAUCCAGAUAUGGUUGCUGGAGAGAAGAGGAAAUUUGUUAUGAAACCUCCACAGGUCGUCAGAGUAGGAACCAAGAAAACUUCUUUUGUCAAUUUUACAGAUAUCUGUAAACUAUUACAUCGUCAACCCAAACAUCUCCUUGCAUUUUUAUUGGCAGAAUUGGGUACAAGUGGUUCUAUAGAUGGUAAUAACCAACUUGUAAUCAAAGGAAGAUUCCAACAAAAACAGAUAGAAAAUGUCUUGAGAAGAUACAUCAAGGAAUACGUCACUUGUCACACAUGCCGAUCACCAGACACAAUCCUACAGAAGGACACCCGACUCUAUUUCUUACAGUGUGAGACUUGUCAUUCUCGAUGCUCUGUUGCCAGUAUCAAAACUGGCUUCCAGGCUGUCACAGGCAAGCGAGCACAGCUCCGUGCCAAAGCUAACUAAUUUGCUAAUCACCAUUGAUUUUUCCAAAAUGUGGUGGAGAUUUGGCUGGACAGGUUACCAUCAGAAUGGAUGUACUAUUGAGUUAAAAACAAGAUAGAAAAACUGCCAAGUUCUUUUGGCGAGUGAUUGUUAUGAAAUCCUUGCAAGAUACCGAUAUUCAAGCUGUUGACAUACUCGUUGCCUACUUUAACAACUGUCAGAGAAACGUGAUGGGGUAAGGAGGUGCUUUUUAAAAUCGUUCAUAGACUUCUGUAAAUUGCAAGAUAAAUUAAAGUUAUUAUAACAGUAAUUCUUUCAAUUUGAUCUGUCCUUCGGUUUUCUUUUCUACAAUAAAGUGCUUAUUAAAUGUA
Messenger RNA from Grammomys surdaster, 1596 nucleotides. RefSeq names its product eukaryotic translation initiation factor 2 subunit beta (gene Eif2s2). Gene Ontology annotation, biological process: formation of translation preinitiation complex; translational initiation; formation of cytoplasmic translation initiation complex. The transcript is spliced from 9 exons. Bases 245 to 1246 code for a protein of 333 amino acids. The record is from RefSeq and is a predicted model, not a curated record. Lineage: Eukaryota; Metazoa; Chordata; Mammalia; Rodentia; Muridae. Gene Ontology annotation, cellular component: eukaryotic translation initiation factor 2 complex. Gene Ontology annotation, molecular function: translation initiation factor activity; mRNA binding; translation initiation factor binding.